CUGUCAAACCAAAAAUGCAUUUCACACAUCUUACAAAAGCUAGCAAUUCUAAUUAGAAGUAAUGAAAAUACUUCCGUAAUUUAAUUAUUUUUUUAUCCUUUUGUGUGAUGUUGUCAAAAAAGCCGAAACCAGCUUUCUGGAAAUUUGUGAAAGGUGGUGCAAAAACAUUGUUUAUUGCAGAAGCAAUUUGCUUUGCGGUAUCCUACGGAGUUUAUUAUCGCAUGAAUACAAAUCGUGAAUUCAGGCACUACAUAAACGAAAACUUCCCAUUUGUGCUGGAUUACUACUAUAAAGCGGGCGAGGUUUUAGGUAACAGCAACUUGCGUCAAAUCGAUUCGGCUGUGUGGCGAGCUGAAAGCGAAAAACGGGAAUAAAUUGCAAACAUUUCGGUUUGUGCAGGCGGUAUUGGCUACGGACUAUUGCGACUUACUGAGCCGUCCGAAGAAAAGAUUCAACGCAUAAAGGAAACUGGUGGUGCAA
This is a messenger RNA of Anastrepha ludens (Mexican fruit fly), 480 nucleotides long. Its product is annotated as protein CEBPZOS. The record is from RefSeq and is a predicted model, not a curated record. Bases 108 to 374 code for a protein of 88 amino acids. NCBI's taxonomy places the organism in Eukaryota, Metazoa, Arthropoda, Insecta, Diptera, Tephritidae. The transcript is spliced from 3 exons.